Molecule: messenger RNA, 2449 nt
Organism: Toxorhynchites rutilus septentrionalis
Lineage: Eukaryota; Metazoa; Arthropoda; Insecta; Diptera; Culicidae
Exons: 4
Coding region: 563-2176 (537 amino acids)
Cellular component (GO): nucleus
Molecular function (GO): zinc ion binding
Source: RefSeq, a predicted model, not a curated record
CUAGGAAAAGUGCUUCUGGCUUCGAUCGCGAUCUGCGCCCAAGCUUCUGCUGCCAACACAAGCUAAAUGAGUGAGUGGAAGGGCCUUCCAUCCCAAUCCGCAGGCAUAUUAGAAAAAGAAAACUGAAGCACCGGAGAGCAUAGUGAAAUAUCCGUCCUCCUGUCGUGGCUACCCUUAGAUAAUCGGACCGAGCGGUGUGAAAGUUGAAAAUAUACAGUGUGUAACAUUUAGAUGUAGUUUUUUUUCUGUUUCUCGAGAAGAGCUUGUUUCUUUCUCGAGGUCAACGUGAGCGUGUCGGGUUUGUUGGGUCGAACGAGUACCUUGAGAGCCUUUGCAUUUUCGUGUUCCUACACACAUUUCUCCAUUCGUCGCUACCGUCGUUUUGGCAUAAUUACAUAGUGUGUUUACCAAGGCUUGCGACUCUUGUGAAAGGGGCAUCGACCGAAGGCUCUCGCGAAGGAGAACACUUACUGCGGUGAAUGGGUUAACAACGACGCAUCCUAGUUCCCGCACCAGGAGCAAACAGAAAACGUAAACAAAUCACACCACUAUCGGAACGGUAAUGGAGCAACUGCAGCUGCAGACGACGGAACUGCCGUUCUGUCGACUCUGUUUCACACAAGGCGUUGAGCUUUACGAGAUCUUUCCGGGUGCAGGCAAUGACAACGAAUCUCUGCUCAUCAAAAUUAUGGACUGCGUGACAGUUGCCAUAACGUUCGACGAUGACUACAAUUCGUACAUCUGCGCUAAAUGUGUGACCACAGUGGAGGAAUUCUACGAUUACAAAGAAAAGUGCAAGGAAAAUGACGCGUUAUUGCGCGAGAAACGGAAAUCUGUUGAGCAGACCGCCAUCUACAAUGUGGUCAACAUGCAAUCCGAAGAAGAGGUGGUCAACGGCAACGGUAGCAACGGAGCUACCCAAGAGUUGGGUACAAUCGACGAUCAGCAGAUGACACUGGAGCAUCGUAUCAGUAUAGAAGGGGGGCCACCACUAAAUGGAAACAUAAUCGAAUUUAAGAAGCAGCUUUUCACGGCUUCUCCCGAACAGUUAGGAAUUUGGAUUUGCGUUGCUUCCGGCAGUGACAUUCAGUGUCCGGCAAUGAUUCAGGUUGAUGAAAAUGUGCAGGUUGUAGCAGAAAUUGGACAACACAAUCACGGACUUCCAGUAUCGGUGACGGAUAAUCCCCCACAGGAACAGAAGCCCCAGCUUACACCACAACCGCCGCCCCCACAACAACAACACCAGCAGCAAACAAUAAUUCCCGAUGAUGUGAAACCACCCAUAAUGCCUAGCACGAGUACUCCGACAGGUGUAAGUGCAAGUGCAAGCAAGAAGCGCAAAGCUAAGGAUCAACCCAACAAGAGAAAAAUCUCCAAUGACAUUCUCGUUGGCGAUGGGUGGCUCAUUGAUGUCGAAACGCAGAAACGUCACCACUACCAGCUUGUCACGAAGGAUGGCUACCAGACGUUUUUGAUUUUCAACGGGUAUCGCUUCCGCACGCAGCAGAAAAUCCGCAACGGCAUCGCUUCGUGGAAAUGUGCAUGGAACGGACGCAAAGGAUGCCAGGCUGUAUUGAACAUCACCGAGGACUAUCAGAAGGUUAAGGAAGUUGGUAAUCCGCACAAUCACGAGCCGUCACUACGCGAUCGAAUGAUUACGGGCAAACCUACGAAUGGCAGUGACGCCGUUCUGCUCGCUUCGGACGGAGAAGAGAGUUUGCAUGCCGGAGCAGAAAUGCAACAUAUAACUAUCACAGGAGCGGUUGGAGGACAUGGGGGAAGCAGUAGUAGCAGUAACAGCGCACAUUCGAUAGCAACGACCCUGGGUAACAUUGUUACCGCAAUGUCUGGUGGUCCAACCUCGACAGUGGUCACGAGCAAUGCGAUAGCGAAUCUCGACGCAGUCACUUCUACCGCAGUCAGUCACCACAGUUCAUCGUUGGAGCAUCUGUCCACGUCCGAAAUAGUAGAUUUUGUCCAGCAGAGCAGCAACGGAAGCGACCAGCUGGUGACGACGGUUGUGGACGCCGAUGUGCACCAUGCAGCCGUUGUCGGAGGUGUCGGCUCGGUUGUCAGUGUGGUGGACGAUGACGUGGGCAAGGAUGACGCUGCAAUGUCGAUGGAUAUUGAGGAAAUCAUUCGCCCCCAUGUCGUUCUCCAUUCGACGACCGACUAAACGGGGGGCGUUUAUUGAAACGACAAAAUGGUUAAAAGAAAUUAGAAUACAUUGCUGAUAUUCUCAAACCUUAUAAUAUAUAUAUUUUUUAAUUGUGUAGCAAUGUGAGCGAAGGAUCCUAGGGGUUUUAAGCAAGAAGACUAGCUUUUAAGACGUACGAUUAUGAUAAGCGUUAGCAGACGGAAAGCAGUAUAAGUGUAGGUAUAGCUGGUAAGAACACUUUAAGCCUCAUUGUGUAAAUUGCCAAACUUAAUAAACAGUAAUAAAUUAAAA